Messenger RNA from Frankliniella occidentalis (western flower thrips), 1506 nucleotides. Its product is annotated as ubiquitin carboxyl-terminal hydrolase 36. Gene Ontology annotation, biological process: protein deubiquitination; regulation of apoptotic process. NCBI's taxonomy places the organism in Eukaryota, Metazoa, Arthropoda, Insecta, Thysanoptera, Thripidae. Gene Ontology annotation, molecular function: cysteine-type deubiquitinase activity; cysteine-type endopeptidase activity. Bases 95 to 1357 code for a protein of 420 amino acids. The record is from RefSeq and is a predicted model, not a curated record. Gene Ontology annotation, cellular component: cytosol; nucleus. The transcript is spliced from 9 exons.
GUGUUCUAGAUUUUUUCGGAUGAGUAACUUUGACAUACUAUGAUUUUGAUUUUGAAAUAAUUGUGGUAAUACUUGUUUGUAAUCAGAAUCUUUCAUGCGUUGCAGGUCCACAAGUAUUUACAACCCCACAGAAUCUCCAUCCACCAUCUACGCCCAUCCACUUCCACAGCCCAGUCCUGUGUCACACUUAUUGAGGACUCCCCUUCAUCAUCAUACUGCACCAUCAACAUCCACAGAAUCAACCCCACAGAAUCUCCAUCCUCCAUCUACACCCAUCUCACUUCCACAUAUAUCGAGAACCCCCCUUCAUCAUCGUACUGCACCAUCAACCUCCAUCCCUAGCCCGCACACACAGGCAGCUAGCACCACUGCUGUUGUUAUUCCAAUGAAAUCUCCUCAAACAGUAAUUCAUUCUGUUGCUCCUAAGUAUCUGUUCCCACCUGAAUUGAUACAUAGAGGCUGGAGGAAGAAAUACCCUGUUGGUGCUGGGAUGAAGAACCAGACAAACACAUGUUAUCUGAAUGCAGCUUUGCAGGCUCUAUUUCAUGUCCCUGCCUUCGUUUCGUGGCUGCUGGAGGACCAGGAACUUGAAAAAAAGAAAAAUCUAUGCUUGGCAUGUUCUGUCGCAGACACCCUACAGAAAUCACAUAGUUUACCUUUGGUGGUACCUGCUCGAAUCUACAACCAGCUCCCCAUGAUUAACAAGUUUUUAAAGCGAAGCCGCCAGGAGGACUCACAUGAGUUUAUGCGCAAACUAUUGGAAAAAAUGGAAGAGGAGUUUUGCAGGAGGUUUAAGAGUGCCAUGAGAAAUUCAAAAAACUCUAAUACAACUCCAAUGAAUUUAAUCUUUGGAGGAUACCUUCUGCAAGAGGUGACAUGUCUCAACUGCAAGGGUAAAUCAACCCGCCCCCUGUAUUUCUCCGACCUAGUGGUAGACUUGUGUGCCAGUGUUGAGGAGUCAGUGUGGAGUUAUUUUAAACCGUCAAAAGUAUCAGGAUAUACUUGUAACCAUUGCAAAAAACCUCAAGCAGAGGCCCAAAUGAGACAGUUACUUCUGAAAGCACCGAAUGUGCUUUGCAUUCAAUUGAAAAGGUUUAAUCCUCUGGGAGCAAAGAUUGAUGUGAGCUGCAAAACUUCAACAACCUUGAACAUGGGCAAUGGUUUAACAUACAAUUUUUUGGCCAUGGUUCAGCAUCAUGGGCCUCGAAGCAACUGUGGCCAUUAUAGCACAAUUGCUGUUGCGGUUGAUGGCUCACUUUAUCACUUUGAUGACGAACAGGUCUCAGCAGUGACCCAAAGUUGUUUGCAACCUCCUACAGCUCAACCAUAUUACUUAUUUUAUGAGAAGACUAAGUGAUAAUUUAUUUAGCAUCAGUAUGUAUUGUCAAUUUUGUACAUAGCCAAUGAAUGUUAUAAAUUAUUUUGAUGUUGUUUCAUCAUUGUUUAACUUACAUGUUAAUUAUACAUGUUACAAUUAAUGGGAAACAUCUGGAGGGUCCCCUGUCU